AUGCGCUCCGCCUUGCUGCAACUGCAGCCUCUGUGUACCGCACAUCUGAAACGGCGUUAUUCUUCUCGCCACUUCAUAUCGAGCCUGUUUUCUAGAUACAGUGCUAAAGUCAAUCCGCCUAAUCCUGCAAAACCUGCGGUAGACACGGCUGACAGCUCACAAAGCGUAGUCGGCACCGUUCCAUAUCAUACCGCUUACACGCUCUUGCGACAUCCGUAUCAGCCAUCGACGUACCCAGCAAAGCUAGACAAUAGCUUCUCACCUCUGGGGCGUCGUCUUAUGGUUCAAGGGACGCAGAAGGGGGAGAUAGUCAAUUUUUACUGGGAAGACGAGGAUCCGCGGGUUCAGUCUGGUGAUUCUCCAGCUAGCGGGAACAAGAAUCGUUUUCCAUACAUAACAUUUGCGGCCUCCGCGUCCGAGGGAUCUCCGUCAAAAUCUAGUGAAGAGGGCGACUUUCUCGGCCGCCGACCAUACUAUCCUAUUGGGGUCACAAUAGAACAGGGCAACGUAUCUCAUGAUGACUCUGAGAUCCACAAGGACAGCACAACAACACCGCAGUUUCCCCCGAACGAAGCCUUUCUUUUCGUUUGCACACAUGCGGCGAGGGACUGCAGGUGUGGUGAUCAAGGGAAUGCGUUUGUAGAUGCUCUACGUGAAGAGCUUAACAAGCGUCAGCACUCUACGAAUUUGGGAAAGGAUGAGUUGGAUAAGGAUCAGUCCGAGUUUGUACGUGGACUUGAGGCAGUUUGUGAAGAGUUUAUAGGUGAAGGCGAUGCACAAGGGGAGAAGAAGGCGAGGGAAAUGCUUGAUGCUGUGUGGUCACGGAUAAGGAUAGGCGAAGUUGGACACGUAGGCGGACAUAAGUAUGCAGCGAACUUACUUGCCUUCCCGUUCGGUGAUUGGCUAGGCAACCUUACUCCUGCACAUGCACCACUCGUACUCGAUGCCAUAGCCUCUCGUCUUCUACUCUUACAAAUGCUAGAGAGCCGAAAAUUUGACAAUAGGGCAGGGCAAAGCGGAUCCGACGUCAAUGGUGACGGAAAAGUGAAUGUUGUAGAGGCUCUUUCUGUACCAUUGAUUCUUGACCCGACAAUCUGGCGUGGGCGAAUGGGGCUGUCGAAAGACGAGCAGACGAUGUUGUUCGAACGAUAUUCUAGAAACGCUGGAGAUUAUACCGCUACAACGAAAUAA
Messenger RNA from Fomitiporia mediterranea MF3/22, 1191 nucleotides. RefSeq lists its product as uncharacterized. Bases 1 to 1191 code for a protein of 396 amino acids. The transcript is spliced from 3 exons. The record is from RefSeq and is a predicted model, not a curated record. Lineage: Eukaryota; Fungi; Basidiomycota; Agaricomycetes; Hymenochaetales; Hymenochaetaceae.